AUGGGACCCCUGUCGUCUGUGCUCUACGUGGUACUCAUUUGCAUCUGGCUGCCCCACGAGGAGCAGGCUGUGAAGUCCUGGCGGGUCCAGCGUCAGGCUGCAGCACCCACACUGUGGGCCAGUGCAGAGCUGGAGCCCCAGCCAACACCAGAAACCAGUCACAGCUACCAGGAGGCGACCCUGGCCCUAGAGGAUGCCACAACAAUGAUGAGAAGCCAGGAGACUGAAGGCCUGGACUCUGUGGUCAUGUCUUCCUGGGAAAGGCGGCUCCAUCGGGCAAAAUGUGCACCAUCUUACUUGUUCUCCUGCUUCAAUGGGGGUGAAUGUGUGUACCCGGCCUUCUGUGACUGCAGACGCUUCAAUGCUACUGGCCCACGCUGCCAAAUGGUGUACAACGCCGGGCUGGAGCGGGACAGCAUCUGCCGCGCAUGGGGGCAGCACCACGUGGAGACCUUUGACGGCCUCUACUACUACCUCUCUGGAAAGGGCAGCUACACGCUGGUGGGGCACCACGAAGCCGAGGGCCAGAGCUUCUCUAUCCAGGUGCAUAAUGACCCACAGUGUGGCUCUGCCCACUACGUCUGCUCAAGAUCUGUCAGCCUCUUCCUUGCUGGUGAGCAGGAGAUUCGUCUGGCCAAGGAAGUCACCCAUGGAGGUGUGAGAGUCCAACUGCCACAUGUGAUGGGAGGCGUGCAUCUGCAGCAGCUGGCUGGUUAUGUCAUUGUGCGACAUCGGUCAGCCUUCACACUGGCUUGGGAUGGUGCCUCGGCUGUCUACAUCAAGAUGAGCCCAGAGUUCCUGGGCUGGACCCAUGGGCUGUGUGGAAACAACAAUGCUGACCCACAGGAUGACCUGGUAACCAGCUACGGGAAGCUGACAGAUGAUGUGACUGAGUUUGUGCACAGCUGGCAGGAACAGCCUCCCAACCACUCUCCAGGGCCUGUAACUUCUUCUCUGCCUCGCCCACCAUGCCUGCAGCAGAGCCUGGGAACCAUGCAGGGUGUGUAUGAGCGAUGUGAGGCACUGCUGAGGCCACCCUUCGAUGCCUGCCAUGCCUAUGUCAGCCCUCUGCCCUUCACAGCCAGCUGUACCAGUGAUCUAUGCCAAUCAGGAAGUGAUGAAGCCACGUGGUGCCGAGCACUGACAGAGUAUGCUCGGGCAUGUGCACAGGCUGGGCGGCCCCUGCAGGGCUGGAGGGCCAAGCUCCGACAAUGCACUGUGCACUGUAAAGAGAAGGCUUUUACCUACAAUGAGUGCAUCGCCUGCUGCCCUGCCUCCUGCCAGUCCCGGGUGUCCUGCGUGGACAGCGAGAUCGCCUGUGUGGAUGGCUGCUACUGUCCCAACGGGAUGAUCUUUGAAGAUGGGAGCUGCGUGGCACCAGCUGAGUGUCCCUGUGAGUUCCAUGGGGCGCUGUACCCGCCUGGCUCUGUGGUGAAGGAAGACUGCAAUGCCUGCACCUGCUCUGCUGGCAAAUGGGUGUGCAGCACAGCUGUUUGCCCAGCGGAAUGCUCAGUGACUGGUGACAUCCACUUCACAACCUUUGAUGGGCGUCGGUACACAUUUCCUGCCACAUGUCAGUACAUCCUGGCCAAGAGCCGUUCCUCGGGCACCUUCACAGUGACACUGCAGAAUGCCCCAUGUGGUCUGAAUCAAGAUGGAGCCUGUGUCCAGUCAGUGUCAGUCAUUCUGCACCAAGAUCCUCGGAGGCAGGUGACCCUGACCCAGGCAGGGGACAUCCUUCUUUUUGACCAGUACAAGAUCACCCCACCCUACACAGACGAUGCUUUCGAGAUCCGGAAGCUGUCCUCUGUGUUCCUACGGGUGAGGACCAACGUGGGUGUGCGGGUGCUCUAUGACCGGGAAGGGUUGCGGCUCUACCUGCAGGUAGACCAGCGAUGGGUGGAGGACACCGUGGGCCUCUGUGGCACCUUCAAUGGCAACACACAGGACGACUUCCUGUCCCCAGUGGGUGUGCCUGAGAACACCCCACAACUCUUUGGCAACUCUUGGAAAACACUAUCUGCCUGUUCCCCCUUGGCCCCCAGCUCCUUGCUGGACCCCUGUGACAUGCACCUGCAAGCUGCCUCUUACGCACUGCAGUCCUGCAGUGUACUCACAGGGGAGCUGUUUGCGCCCUGCUCCGCCUACCUGAGUCCUGUGCCCUACUUCGAGCAGUGCCGUCGGGAUGCCUGCCGCUGUGGGCAGCCUUGCCUGUGUGCCACGCUGGCCCACUAUGCCCGCCUAUGCCAGCGCCACGGGCUCCCAGUGGACUUCCGUGCUCACCUGCCAGCAUGUGCACUGUCCUGUGAGGCCACCAAGGAGUACAGCCCUUGUGUGGCCCCAUGUGGACAAACCUGCCAGGAUCUGGCCAGUCCUGAACCCUGUAGGGUUGAUGGUGGUGACAGCUUUCAUAGGGACGAGUGUGUGGAAGGAUGCACCUGCCCACCAGACAUGUAUCUGGACAUGAAAGCGGACCUUUGUGUCCCCAGGAACAAGUGUUCCUGCCACUUUCAAGGAGUGGACUAUCCUCCAGGGGACAGUGACCUCCCAUCUUUGGGCCAUUGCCACUGCAAAGAUGGUGUCAUGAGCUGUGACAGCAGAGUCCCAGCUGUGGCUUGCCCAGCAGGCCAGGUCUUUGUGAACUGCAGUGACCUGCACACAGACCCAGAGCUGAGCAGGGAGCGGACGUGUGAGCAGCAGCUGCUGAACUUGAGCGUGUCAGCCCGCAACCCCUGCCUGUCAGGCUGCGCCUGUCCCCAGGGCCUGCUUAGACAUGGGGACAUGUGUUUUCCACCAGAGGAGUGUCCUUGCACUUGGAAGGGGAAGGAGUAUUUCCCUGGGGACCAGGUGAUGUCACCCUGCCAUACUUGUGUGUGCCAGCGGGGCUCGUUCCUCUGUACCCUGUACCCCUGUGCUUCGACCUGCACGGCCUAUGGUGACCGGCAUUACCGCACAUUUGAUGGGCUCCCAUUUGACUUCGUGGGUGCCUGCAAAGUACAUUUGGUCAAGAGCACAUCCAAUUUCAGCUUCUCUGUGAUUGUAGAAAAUGUGAACUGCUACAGCUCUGGCAUCAUCUGCAGGAAGUUUAUUUCCAUCAACGUCGGGAACUCACUCAUCAUCUUUGACGAUGACUCGGGGAAUCCUAGUCCCGAGAGCUUCCUGGAUGAGAAGCAGGAGGUCCACACCUGGCGAGCAGGAUUCUUCACGCUGGUGCAUUUCCCACGGGAGCACAUCACCCUCCUGUGGGACCAGAGAACCACAGUGCACAUCCAAGCCGGGCCUCAGUGGCAGGGCCAGUUGGCAGGCCUGUGUGGAAACUUCGACUUAAAAACCAUCAAUGAGAUGCGUACCCCGGAGAACCUAGAGUUAACGAACCCCCAGGAGUUUGGCAGCAGUUGGGCUGCAGUUGAGUGCCCAGAAACUCUGGACCCCAGGGACACAUGUGUCCUGAAUCCUCUCCGAGAGCCAUUUGCCAGAAAGGAGUGUGGCAUCCUCCUCAGCUCCGUGUUUGAGACCUGCCACCCUGUGGUUGAUGUCACUUGGUUUUACUCAAACUGCCUGACUGACACAUGCGGAUGCAGCCGGGGUGGUGACUGUGAGUGCUUCUGUGCCAGCGUGUCUGCCUAUGCCCACCAGUGCUGCCAGCAUGGGGUAGCUGUGGACUGGAGGACCCCCCGCCUCUGCCCAUAUGACUGUGACUUCUUUAACAAAGCACUGGGUAAAGGCCCCUAUCAGCUGUCCAGCAUGGUGGCAGGUGGUGCCCUGGUGGUCGUGAAGGUACUGGGUGAUGGCCUAGCCCUAGUGAGGGCAAAGGAUGUGGCUCCAGGAGACAUUGUGAACUUCCUGCUGACAGCUGCUCUGUACAAGGCCAAGGUCCACGACCCGGAUGUGGUAUCCCUGGAAGCAGCAGACAGACCCAACUUCUUCCUCCAUGUCACAGCCAACGGGUCUUUGGAGCUGGCUAAGUGGCAGGGCAGUGAAAGCUUCCACCGCCAUGCCUCCUUCUCGGUGCAUCGGGGGACGUGGCAGGCAGGCCUAGUGGCACUGGAGUCCCUGGCAAAGCCUGGCUUUUUCUUCCAUGUGUCUGGUCUGGGACUGGCUCUGCGGCUGUAUGAGCACACCGACGCCUUCCGCCAGGGCACACUCUUCCAUCUUCUGGAUGCCAAGCCCUCAGGAGCUGCCUAUCCUAUCUGUGAGUGGCGCUACGAUGCCUGUGCCAGCCCCUGCUUCCAAACCUGCAGGGACCCACGGGCAGCCAGCUGUCAGGAUGUGCCCAGGGUAGAAGGUUGUAUCCCUGUGUGUCCUGCUCCCAAGGUCCUAGAUGAAGUCACCCAGAGAUGUGUCUAUCUGCAGGACUGUGUAGAGCCAAUGGUCUGGGUCCCCACAGAGGCGCUUGGCAAUGAGACCUUGACACCCAGCCAAGUCCUGCCCACGCUCAGCGACAAACAGCUGCAGCCUCCACUGGACACAACCAGGACCCCCACCCACAGGCCGGCCUUCACCCCAACAGCCCCCUUUACCUCAGCCUCAAACCCACCAAUGGCAGCCACCAAAGGGUCAAUGACGACCUCAGGUCCCACCAAGCCUGCCCUGCAGCAUCCGAUAGGGUUCACUGUAUCCAACCUCCCCGCCCACCCCACAGAGGCCACUGGCAGCAAGGGAGUGACCACCAGCCUUUUGGCAACUUCUCACCCCCUGGAAUCCUCAACCCACCCUGUGUCAAUGCAGACACCCACGCCUGGCAUGUUAUCAGGUGCCACAGAGACGACCAAGGUGACCCUGGCCUUUGCAGGGAGCGGCAACAUCACAGUUUCCUCCCGAUCAUCCCCUGUAGCUCGCUUCCCAUUGGUGACCAAAGCUGUGACAGUCACAGCGCGUGGCUCUUUGCCUGUUAGGACAACAACACUCCUGCAGCCCUCUUUGCCGGCAAGUCCCUCCUCCAAGCCCGUGGCUACCCCUGGAGUUACCCCCAGAUCUGCCACCUCCUUGAGGGCCCACAAAUCCCUGCUGACAUCUGCAGGAACUACAUCUAUGAACAAGACGGGGAUGCCCCAGCCCACCCAGGCCCGGAGGCUUUCAAGUCCCAGCAGCCCUCUGGCCAUGGCGAGUGCGGCUGCAGCGUGGGCUCCCAUCAGCCCCCUUGCCACCAAGGGCAUGGAGGCGUUGUCAUCCACAGAGAAGGGAGAGCCUGGGCACAGCCAUCCCAUGGGAAUGCCAGUAUCCUCACGUCCAAGUCCAGUCCCCACUGCCCCGACCCAUCCAGCCCGACGUACCACUGUAGCCAUAAGGCCUCCAACUCUGCUCCCAAGGACCUCGGCUGCCACCAGCCUGUCCACAGUUGCUCAUGGCUUGGGGGCAACAGCUUUAGUGUCUCUGGAGUCAGCUCAGCCCUCCCAGCUCCUCUCUGGCCUGCAUCCUGAUACUAGCCUGCCCCUGGCUAAGACGGGCACAUCUGCUCCUGUGGCCACGCUUGGUUCCAAAGGCUCUGUUCUCACUCCCCCACAUCAGCCUCAGGCCACAUCGCUGGUGGUGGCCACAAUUCCACCUGCUCAGACACUCAGCCCAGCAGUGCCUCUCACCCCAGCUGUGGUAGCCCAGGUGCAUCCACCCAGCCACAUGACCCCCCAGGUAACAGGCACAGCACCAAGCCUCCUUUUGGGAACCACACUGCCAACUUCUGGAGUCACGGCCAUGCCUGCAGGGGCAGCCCCCACAGUAUCUGUUGCCCCACGAAAGAGCACCACCCAGAAAAUGGCCAUUCUUUCUAAGCAAGUAUCCCUGCCCACCUCCCUUUAUAGUUCUGUCCCAGACAGAUCCACAGAGCUCACACCUACUGUGCGCCACACUGCUGCCCCCCUGGUGACGAAAGCUGAGGGCCCUCGGGCUGGCACUGUGCCGGUGGUGCCUACAUCCUACCCCUUGAGCCACGCCUCAGCCAGGACGGCCUCCCGGGAGAGCUCUCUAGUUCUGCAGCCUCAGCUGGGACUGCAUGGGACCCCAGCAGGACCCCAGCCCCCAGCAGAGCCAAUGGGUGAAGCCACCACUGAGCAGUCGGGACGCUCAGCUCCAGCCCAGGGCAUCACACAAGGGUCGGCUGAGGCCUUUGCAACUUCCAUGGAAGCGAAUGCAUCUGCCAGCUGUGUUCCCAUUGCUGAGCAGGACUGCGUCCGCCAUAUUUGUUUAGAAGGCCAGCUGAUCCGUGUGAACCAAUCCCAGCACUGUCCUCAGAGUGCUGCACGCCCUCAUUGUGGGGUCCUAGGCCUUGCUGUUCGGGUGGGUGGAGAUCGCUGUUGUCCCAUCUGGGAGUGUGCCUGCCGAUGCUCAAUCUUUCCUGACCUGAGCUUUGUGACCUUUGAUGGAAGCCAUGUGGCCCUGUUCAAGGAGGGCAUCUAUAUCCUCAGCCAGAGAGCAGAUGAAAUGAUCACUGUCCAUGUCCUUGACUGCAAAAGUGCCAACUUGUUGGACAGACAGACAGAUGGACAAGCUAUGCUCACACUGAACUCCCUAUCCCUCAAGGUGACGGUGGAUUCACAGGCUGUGUGGCCUCCUGUAAGCAGGUAUGGGUUCAGAAUUGAGGAUACAGGCCACAUGUAUAUAGCCCGGACACCCUCAGACAUCCAGAUCCAGUGGCUCCACAGCUCAGGACUCAUGAUCCUGGAGGCCAGCAAAGCCAGCAAAGGCCAGGGCCGUGGCCUAUGUGGUAUUUGUGAUGGAGAUGCGGCCAAUGACCUCACCUUAAAGGACGGCUCUGUGGUGGGUGGGGCUGAGGCCGAGGACCCUGCUCCAUUUUUGGACAGCUGGCAAGUGCCCAGUUCCUUAACUUCAGAGGGCCAGACCCGCUUCCGCCCAGACAGCUGUGCCACGGCUGACUGCUCUCCUUGCCUGCGCAUGGUGUCCAACCACACGUUCAGUGCCUGCCACCGCUUUAUCCCCCCAGAGUCAUUCUGUGAGCUGUGGAUCCGGGACACCAAGUACGUGCAGCAGCCUUGUGUGGCACUGACUGUAUACGUGGCCAUGUGCCACAAGUUCCACGUGUGUAUUGAGUGGCGGCGUUCCGACUAUUGCCCCUUCCUGUGCUCCAGUGACUCCACCUACCAGGCAUGUGUGGCAGCCUGCGAGCCCCCUGAGACGUGCCAGGAUGGGCUUCUGGGCCCACUAGAUGCUGAGCAGUGCCAGGUACUGGGAGAGGCCUGUGUGUGCUCUGAGGGCACCAUCCUGCACCGGCGACAUUCUGCACUCUGCAUCCCUGAGGACAAGUGUGCCUGCACCGACAGUGCAGGAGUGCCCAGGGCAUUGGGGGAGACCUGGAACAGCUCCCUCAGUGGGUGCUGCCAGCACCAGUGCCAAGCCCCAGACACCAUCGUCCCUGUGGAUCUGGAUUGCCCGGGGCCCCGGCCUGAAAGCUGCCCACGCUUUGGGGAGGUUAUCUUGCUCCUGCCUACCGAGGACCCCUGCUGCCUGGGGUCUGUCUGUGUGUGCAACCAGACUCUGUGUGAAGGGCUUGCCCCUACCUGCCGCCCAGGGUACCGCCUCCUCACCCACUUUCAGGAGGACUCCUGCUGCCCCAGUUACAGCUGUGAAUGUGACCCGGAUCUGUGCGAGGCAGAACUGAUUCCCAGUUGCCGUGAAGACCAGAUCUUGAUCUCAGGCCGCCUGGGGGACUCAUGCUGUACUUCCUACUUCUGUGCCUGUGGUGAUUGUCCGGAUCCCAUCCCAGACUGCCAGGAAGGGGAGGCGCUCACUGUGCACAGGAACACCACGGACCUCUGCUGCCCUCUGUACCAGUGUGUGUGUGAGAGCUUUCGUUGCCCCCAAGUUCAGUGUGGCAUGGGCACUGCCCUGGUGGAGGUAUGGAGCCCAGAUCGCUGCUGUCCCUACAAGUCCUGUGAGUGUGACUGCGAUACAAUUCCUGUGCCUCGGUGCCAUCUGUGGGAGAAGUCCCAGCUGGACGAGGAGUUCAUACACAGCGUGGAGAAUGUGUGUGGCUGUGCCAAGUACGAGUGUGUAAAAGCACCCGUGUGUCUGAGCCGCGAGCUGGGGGUGAUGCAGCCUGGCCAGACGGUGGUAGAGCUUUCAGCAGAUGGUGUGUGCCACACCUCUCGCUGUACAGACGUGCUGGACCCCCUCACCAGCUUCUACCAGAUCAACACUACUUCUGUGCUCUGUGACGUUCACUGUGAGGCGAAUCAGGAAUAUGAGCACCCACGGGACCUGGCAGCCUGCUGCGGCUCCUGCAGGAACGUCUCCUGCCUCUUUACUUUCCCCAACGGCACCACCUCCCUGUUCUUGCCCGGGACGUCCUGGAUUGCAGACUGCGCCCGCCACCACUGUGGCAGCACCCCCCUGGGUGCUGUGCUUGUUCGCUCGCCCAUCAGCUGCCCACCAUUCAAUGAGACAGAGUGCGCCAAGGUCGGGGGCUCUGUUGUACCUUCCCUGGAAGGAUGCUGCAGGACAUGUAAAGAAGAUGGACGCUCCUGCAAGAAGGUGACCAUUCGCAUGACCAUCCGCAAGAACGAAUGCCGGAGCAACACUCCUGUGAAUCUAGUAUCCUGUGAUGGAAGAUGCCCAUCCGCCAGCAUCUACAACCAUAACAUCAAUACCUAUGCUCGUUUCUGCAAGUGCUGCCGUGAGGUGGGGCUGCAGCGGCGCUCUGUGCAACUCUUUUGUGCCACCAAUGCCACCUGGGUGCCCUAUACAGUGCAGGAGCCCACUGACUGUGCCUGCCAGUGGUCCUGAGGCCUGGGUGCCAGCACCUGCUGGGCCACUCAUCCCCACUACUGGCACAUUCCUCUUCUAGCUGGCCCAGGAAGGGUGGUGGACACGGAAUAGGCUCCACUCACCCAUCCCACCUCCCCCUCUUCCCCAUGGGAAGUGCCACAA
Molecule: messenger RNA, 8880 nt
Organism: Dipodomys ordii (Ord's kangaroo rat)
Lineage: Eukaryota; Metazoa; Chordata; Mammalia; Rodentia; Heteromyidae
Gene: Otog
Product: otogelin
Exons: 55
Coding region: 1-8736 (2911 amino acids)
Biological process (GO): L-arabinose metabolic process
Cellular component (GO): extracellular matrix
Molecular function (GO): alpha-L-arabinofuranosidase activity; protein binding
Source: RefSeq, a predicted model, not a curated record